AUGAGCGCCGCCUCGCCUCCAGCGUCGCCAACGAGGCGGUCAGGUUUCUUGCGAACGCUGGUCACUGGAGUCGAGCCUGUCGACAGGGAAACGCAUGCGCAGCGCUGGAACCGCCCGAUGAUUGGACCGAGAUCGUCGACCGACCGCGAUGAACGGACGAACGUGAACGAAGCCGGCGGAACGGGGAGUAAAGUCGCUUCUCUCGUCCAGGGAUGGGAAGAAGCCAGUCUCGGGGCCAAGUCGCGCCCGUACAGCGCUCUCCCGCCUGGUCCGACGUCGCCAGUCAAACGCUCGUUCGGUCCCAGCGUCGACGUGCCCAACCGUCCAUCAACCUCCCGUUCCUCCAGUCAAAACCCGUCUCCUUCUUCGCCUACCGACUCUCGCGGCCACUCGCCCACCGUGCCAGCUUCAGUCUUCCAGGGACAGCUGGCGAAGAGGAACGUCGCCGAACUAGGACACCGUCGUUUCUCGCCUCACCCUCGUUCCCCCGUCGACAAGGAGAACCACCCAAGUCAACCUUCUCCAGCCGCCUCGCGCCUCGCUCUUUCCCUCAGCGCGGGCCUCGACAGCUCCAGUGCAUCAUCUUCAAGCUCUCCGCGUACUCUCAGCUCCGGCACCGACGUCUCGCAGCUGACGGACGCCUUCACCGACUUGACAAUGGCGACGAGGUCGAGCGAGUCGACGCAUGCGAGCAGUCUCGUCACCAACUCUGCCGAGGACGCGUUUGUGGGCGUCGCUUCGGUCGUCACGCUCCAGCGCGGCGAGCAGCCUCGUGCCCCUGCGCCUCGGAGCGUUCUUCAGGCGACGCCGACACGCAACAAGGUUCUUGACGCUCCACAGAUCAUUCGUACGGCGCCGACGCCUGCGCGCCCUCCUCAGCCUUCUCGCGAACCGUCCAGUCCCGGCUUGCCCUACCUCUCGAGCCCUACACGCGAAGAGCCUCUUCGACCCGAAGGUCCCGUCCCCUUCGACCGGCCCCUCCUCCCACAACGACCAACGUCGUCCUUCAUUGAAGCUCUUCCCGCUUCGUACGGUCGCGCCAGUCCCGACUCCACCGAAGCGCAGUACAGGCGCCUUCCGCUUGAGAGUCAGCCACCGACGCCUCAGAUGCCGGCGGCAGCUCGUGCGCGGGCGAGGCCCCGGUCGUCCUCUCUCGGUGCGGGUUUGAAGCAGUCUUUCGAGCAGCGGCAGACGGAGACGGCGGAUGAGAAGCGGACGCGCAUCGAGCGCGACUUCGAGGAUCUGCUGGACACGAUGCAGCUCCCUGACCAGACUGUGCGAAGCAAGAUGCUCGGUCUCGCCCUCCCGCUCAAGGAAGAGAUGCUCCGCGCGGCGCCGCCUCGAUCCGCGGCAUCGCUCAACGCCUCGCAUCGUCCAACGCACCAACGCGGACGCUCGCUCAACGUAAACGACGGGCAUCCUCCCGCCGUCACUCGCCUCGACGGACCGAAGGGCAAGAAAGAGGGCGGGUCCUCCUUCAAGUCUUUCCUCCGCAAGACCAAGUCGAACAGCUCGCUGCGCGGCGAGAACGCCAAGGCGUCUUCUGCGCCGUCCAGGCCUGGCUCGUCAUCCGGCCGCUCGAGGUCGCACUCUCGCACGGCUUCCGCUACGUCGAUCCUGCUGCGCAGCCUCGGCAAGUCGAGCGGUACGACCGCUGCUGUGCAAGUAUCGAGCCCGGUUGAAGCCGAGGACGCGACGUUCUGGGCGGUCAGGUUGCGGAGUACUCGCUGCGCCACCCUCGAGGCAAAGGAGCUGGGUCGUCUGCGCGGUCGCUUGAGGAACGAAGCACCUCUCUGGAUCGACGAGUUCGUCAAGAGCGGCGGUUACCUCGGUUUGCUUGAGCGCCUCAGGGAGCUCCUCGACAUGGAGUGGAGGGAGGAGCAGCACGACGACCAGGUCCUGUACGAGGUGUUGCGUUGCUUCAAGGCCUUGACGAUGACCGCAGUCGGCAAGCGUGCACUCGCUUCGCACUCGCCAACGCCUUUCCUUCCCGUCGCCGCCCUCCUCUUCUCCGAAAAGCGUCCCGGCGACCUUCCCUGCCGGCAGAUCCUCGUCGAGCUCAUUCACUCUCUCUUUGAGAUCUGCCCCACCGCCUGCGACACGCUUCAUAAGUCCGCCUGGUCCGACACGCAGGUCUCGCUCGAGCUGGCACCGAUGUCGCCCGUCCCGCCGUCGAGUCCCAACUUUGGCUCAGGUUCCGAAGGGACCGGCAGCGGUGGUGUCCGUCGGUACACCCGUCGCGCCAAAUCGGGCGACGACUCGAUGGACUCGGUUGAGCGGGAAGAAGUCUUGACGCCCGAGCGGAUCCAGCAGGCUCACCGCUUCGUCACGAGCCUGAUGGAGGGCCCGCCGAACGAGGCGGAGGAGUCGAAGGUCGACUUCAUCCAGGCGGCGCACAAGCCGAGAAUCUUCAAGGCCUGGGUGAAGGAGAUUGCCGACUGCGUGCGGGACUACUUCUGGGUCUUCUGCCACUCGAACAACCUGUUCUGGACUCUCGAGCAGAUCGACGCCGACGCGAUCGAAGCGCCUAAAGUCCCGAGUGGCAUGACGGGCGGUGUCGAGUACGAGGCGAUGGCCUACUGCACGGCGCACUUCCGCCUGAUCAACGCCAUCGCGAGGACUUGCCCGACCGUCGAGGCCGCCUUCGCCUUCCACGAGCAGCUCUUCAUGAGCGGCUUCGAGCGUGUGCUCUUCACCCUCCGGCGCGCCUCGCUCGUCUACUACCAGUCGCUCCACCUCGAGAUGAGCCGCUACAUCUCGCUCGCUCGCUCAGCCCGCUUCAACCUCGGCCCUCGCAUCCUCGCCUGCGUCGAUCGCCGCUUCCUGCGACCGGAGGAGCAGAUGGUCCUGCGCGAGGCUGAGCGCAAAAACGCCCAGUAUCAGUCGAGGUCGGGCGCGCCGCAGAUCGGCGCCAUCUUCUGA
Messenger RNA from Rhodotorula toruloides NP11, 2922 nucleotides. Its product is annotated as GTPase binding protein Rid1. The transcript is spliced from 8 exons. The coding region runs from base 1 to 2922 and encodes 973 amino acids. The record is from RefSeq and is a predicted model, not a curated record. Gene Ontology annotation, molecular function: actin binding; small GTPase binding. Lineage: Eukaryota; Fungi; Basidiomycota; Microbotryomycetes; Sporidiobolales; Sporidiobolaceae. Gene Ontology annotation, biological process: actin cytoskeleton organization.